Monosiga brevicollis MX1 is the source of this 2685-nucleotide messenger RNA. RefSeq lists its product as uncharacterized. Gene Ontology annotation, molecular function: hormone activity. The record is from RefSeq and is a predicted model, not a curated record. Lineage: Eukaryota; Choanoflagellata; Craspedida; Salpingoecidae. The transcript is spliced from 2 exons. The coding region runs from base 1 to 2685 and encodes 894 amino acids.
AUGGCGCGACGACCUCCGACGUGUGGGCCUUCAAGCCUGUGGAGACUCUUUGCAGUGUUGUGGCUGCUAGCGUCGUUUGCGUUUGCUGCCGAAGUUGUCGUUCACAAUGGCAACUUAGCCCUCGUGGUGGAGAGCUCCAAGAAAGUUGUGAUUGCCGAGCCCAGCGAGAGGGAGGCGGACCUUUUUACCGAUGAAGAUGCGCGGCUUCUGACACAGGGUGAGGUUCGGAGCUUGUUGGCCACCAUGGAGGCCGCCUUUGCCGAGCGGCUAGCACAAAUGCAGGCCCAGCUCAAUGCCAAGCUCAACGUCACCGAACUUGCGGCCACCGUGGAUGCCAUGCUCGUAGACACAGCCAAUGCCUCGGCCCUGCGCACCCGCCUGCAGGGCGCCGAGACCCUCGCCGCUGAUAACAGCCAGCGUGCUUUUGCAGCUGAGGAGCGCCUCACCGCCCUCGAGCAAGCCAAUAACACCCUGGCUACGGUCGUGGAGUCGUUGGCUUCAACCAAGGCCGAUGCCACGGACGUCCGCACUGACGAUCAGAUCCGGGCGAUCAUGACAGCCAUGGUCAACAACGAACCCGCCAACAACGCCGUGCGUAACGCCUUGGAUGCCAAGGUGGAUGCAGUUACCCAAUACGCUGACGAGGACGCGCGUGACCUCCUCAACGACAUUGUCAACAACCCGGAGGGGGACAACAACGCCCUGCGUCUGGUGCUGGAUGAUUUGGCGACGCGCCUGGGCGCGGCAGAAGCGAGCCUGGGCACGGACUGCGGUGCUGCCUGCGCGGCCGGUACAUACGAGGCGACGGCAUGCAAUGUCGGGGCUGGGACCGCACGCGUGUGCUCAGCAUGCGGUACCGGAUCCUUUUCCUACGGUGGAUCCGUUCCCAGCUGCACCAACUGCGAGUCGUGCGCUGCAGACGAUUAUGAGGUGCACGGCUGCACGGCUUCCUCGGAUCGUGUCUGUGCGCGCUGCACCACGUGCGUGCCUGGGCGCACCUACGAGACGACGGCAUGUACGACGUCGACGAACCGUGUCUGCUCAAGCUGCGCAACGUGUGCCAGCAACGAGUACAUUGCCAGCGAAUGCACGGUGAGCAGCGAGCGUGUGUGCAACGCGUGCACAACCGCAUGCGCAGCCAACGAGUGGAUGGCUGAGCCGUGCAAGAGUGAUAGCAACGCCGUGUGCCAGACCUGCACGGUCUGUGAGGCUGGAUUCUACGAGGCUCGGGCCUGCUCAGCAACCGCGGACACACUGUGCCUACGAUGCACCGACUGCGGAGAGGAUGAGGUGCUGACGGCUUGUAGUGCUUCAACGGACACGGUCUGCCUCGCUCCCAACUGGGGCCUCAACGUCGACCUCAACGCCUCAUUGGUCGUGGAAAACCAAAUCGAGGUGCGCUUCCCCAUCAGUGGCUUUGAUCUGGAAACAUCGAAACUGCACAGCACCUUUGUGCGUGCUGGCACCAUAUUCGAUGGCACGACCAUGACAGUGACAGAUGCAGGCUUCUAUUUUUUGGCCUACAACAUUCGAAUCGACCACAUGUCGGAGGAGUGGGUACAUUGCAACUACAUCUUCGACGGGGUGAAUAAUCCCACGGUCAAUGGUAUGAGCUUGGUGCGUGGCACAAUGAAUUAUGAGCAGUGGACCUUCUCCAAUGCCGGAAUCGUCAAGCGGGCUGCUGGCUCCAACAUGACCAUGAUUGCGCGUGCGGUUUCUGACACCAACUUUACCGUCCAUGAAGAUUCUGGUAUCUCAGCGUAUCGCGUUGAACCCACAGAGGGUCUUUAUGCCUUGUUGUUAGAAGAUGUGGCGGUGACAUCCGCAAAUACUUGGUACAAAGUCAACGGCUGGACUGCUGAAAAGCCAGAGAGUUUGACCAACUACCUCUUUGGCGGUACGCUCGAGGACUCUGCAUACGUGGUCAAGGAAAGUGGCAUUUUCCUCCUCGGCGCCACUGUUCGCUUGGACCAACCAGGUAAUGCGGCAGCCAACUCUCUCGACUAUCAUCGCCUUGUCAUUGCCAUCAAUGACCAGCCGGAAAUUGCUUCGCCACUGCAUAUUGUGCAAGGCAUGCCCUUUCCCGAUGACUAUGUCGUCAAUUACGUUGGUGGUUUGGCCUGGCUCAACGCCGGGGAUCGCGUCCAGCCCUAUGGCUUUAACAACGUGGCGUUUGAUUUCCGCUACCGACCACAGUCACAUUUCACGGUGGCCAGACUCGAAACCAGCUACGCUUUUAGUGCCACCAUGACGAACCAUCAGCACGUGACGACGACUGACUUUUUUGAAGUGACGGCCUGGACUGUCACGCCCGCCACUGCUGCCUUUUGCUUCAAUAAGGGCGGUGCAUUUGAUGUGUCUACCGGACGCUUUACUGCGCGUGUGGCUGGGUAUUACUAUGUUGCAGCCAACAUUCGCUUGGAUGAUGUCGACGCAGCCACCCAGUUGAUGGUCGUCAUCAAAUCCAGCGCUGACGAGACAUUCACAGAUGCGGGCCUGACUGCCGUGCGUUCUCCUUAUGGGGGAGCCAAUCCGCAAUACCAGAGCUUAUCGCCGGUGGGUGUUUUGCACCUGCGUAAAGGCGAUUACGUCUCGAUUCACGUCAGAGUGACUGGCUUUACCGACUCAUAUAUUGUCCAAAGCGAAAGUGGUUUCAGUGUCGCCCUCCUCGACGGCCCCAAGUGA